AUUCGGUCGAUAGCUGGGAUGUACAAGUAACUCAAACGCUGACUUUUUCUUCCAUUUUGUCGUCCUAACCGGCACGUUUCCCUCCGCAGAGGCAGGCGAUGGUAAGCCCCGCCCUCCCACAGCCAGAACGCUAAGGUGACCGGGUCCACGCACCGCCCCUCCCGUCAGAGAUGCUGCCUGUGGAUGACAGCCGAGCAGCCGCAGUAGCGAUCCGGUGUUGCCCCAACGUACACUUAGCAAGUCCAAAAGACAUUAAACAACCGAAUAUUCCAUACGAGAUUGACCAAUAGUCGCUGCUUGUCGUCGUUUCAGUGGCGAGCGGCGGAAUCGGGUCACCCCAGUCGAGGCUCCCACAGUAACGGGACGCUGCUACCUGGAUGCAAUGACCGAGUCGGCGGUGGACGGCAAGGUGGAGGUCAAGCAAGGCACCAAAUAUGUCAAGGAAACCGAGAACGUCGCGGAGAAAUAUUCGGCCAUGACCGUGAGCAAGAACAGCAGCGACGUAAACAUGAACGUCGGGGAAAUGCCUUCUGCAGCCUUCACCGCAGUCCCCACGCUGAAAUCCGUCAAGAAGAUCCAGUUUGCCAACGCUGAGGAUAAACAGGAAUUCAGCAAAUACCCGACCAAGGCGGGUCGCCGCUCCUUGUCUCGCUCUAUCUCGCAGUCUUCCACGGACAGCUACAGCUCAGCUGCUUCCUACACUGACAGCUCCGAUGACGAAACCUCACCUCGAGACAAAACCCAGGUCAACACCCACGGCAGCAGCGACUUUUGUGUGAAGAACAUCAAGCAGGCCGAGUUUGGCCGCCGUGAAAUUGAAAUUGCAGAGCAAGACAUGUCAGCGCUCAUUUCCUUGCGGAAGAGAGCCCAGGGGGAGAAGCCGCUGGCGGGGGCUAAAGUCGUAGGCUGCACUCACAUCACAGCGCAGACAGCAGUAUUGAUUGAGACCCUCGUAGCUCUGGGGGCCCAGUGCCGCUGGACUGCCUGCAACAUCUACUCCACCCAGAACGAGGUGGCUGCUGCUCUCGCUGAGCUGGGGGUUCCUGUGUUUGCUUGGAAGGGGGAGUCCGAGGAUGACUUCUGGUGGUGCAUCGAUCGCUGUGUCAGCACCGAGUCCUGGCAGGCCAACAUGAUCUUGGAUGACGGCGGGGACUUAACACACUGGGUUUACAAGAAGUACCCCAGUGUGUUCAAGAAAGUCCGGGGCAUUGUCGAGGAGAGUGUGACUGGAGUUCAUAGACUGUACCAGCUCUCCAAGGCCAGCAAGCUGUGUGUCCCUGCCAUGAACGUCAACGACUCGGUCACCAAGCAGAAAUUCGACAACCUGUACUGCUGCCGUGAGUCCAUCCUGGACGGAUUGAAGAGGACCACCGAUAUCAUGUUUGGUGGCAAACAGGUGGUGGUUUGUGGCUACGGAGAGGUUGGGAAAGGCUGCUGCACUGCUCUCAAGGCCCUGGGCGCCAUCGUGUGCAUCACAGAGAUUGACCCCAUCUGUGCCCUGCAGGCCUGCAUGGAUGGCUUCAGGGUGGUCAAGCUGAGUGAGGUCAUCCGGCAAAUGGACGUGGUCAUCACCUGCACUGGCAACAAGAAUGUUGUCACCAGAGAACAGCUGGACCGCAUGAAGAACGGCUGCGUGGUCUGCAACAUGGGACAUUCCAACACGGAGAUCGACGUGGCGAGUCUGCGCAGCCCCGAGCUGACCUGGGAGAGGGUGCGCUCGCAGGUGGACCACAUCAUCUGGCCUGAUGGAAAGAGAGUGGUGAUGCUCGCAGAGGGUCGCCUCCUGAAUCUGAGCUGCUCCACUGUGCCUACGUUCGUGUUGUCCAUCACUGCUACAACUCAGGCCCUGGCCCUGAUCGAGUUGUUCAAUGCUCCAGAGGGGCGUUACAAGCAGGAUGUGUAUCUCCUGCCCAAGAAAAUGGAUGAGUAUGUGGCCAGCCUCCACCUUCCAAACUUUGAUGCUCACUUGACGGAGCUGUCUGAUGAGCAGGCCAAGUACAUGGGCCUCAACAAGAACGGCCCCUUCAAGCCCAAUUACUACAGGUACUAAUGACAGCCUGGCCAGGGUUCUCUGGAAGAACCACAAAUGUGGGUUUGAUUGAUCCACUGCCACCAAAUGGAGGAAUUAUUUAGCUUUGCUGGAUGUAACUUACUAGCAUGUAAGUAGACAUAGCUUUAAAAUGAAAACUAAGCCGCACAGUAUGUUGUAUGAUCAGCUGGCAUAGUACACGUGUAUAGUACUUGCAUGCUGUUACCUGUUAGUACUGCUAGUUGCUGCAGCUUUAUUUGUACACGCUGUGCCAACUGAAGGCCAGAAGAAUGGAACCCAGCCUGACGUGAUCCAAUCCAAGCCAGUGUAUUAUUUUAUUUGAGUAACGUUGUUAGUGUUGGUUCAGCAUAUACCCCCCCCCCCCACAAGGUAGCAUCCAGUCACUUGUCUUCAACAAGGACCAGCUCCAAGCCACAUUGAAGAUAAGUUAAGAGAUAAGAUGUUGCAUUGAAGAAGUGUGUCUGGAUGCUACUUUGAAGGCCAUGGUGUGAAUGUGCCUUUAAGAAGACGUGCAGGUUGAUGGUCCAAACACCAUGCAUCUUGUCAGUGGUGCAUGUCCUUGUGUGGAACGUAUGACCACAGCACAGUGAUGUAGACGAUGCAGAAGACGGCUUGGAUGGAGGCCAUUGCUUUGCUGUGGCGACCCCCAAGGGGAAAGCCUGAAGAGAAAGGAAGAGCAAGCUGACCUAGCGUAGUGAUGAUCUCAACUAGGACACAUCUUCGCCGUCUGCUUGUCUUCCUUUGAAAUGUUUGUUCCCACGAUGCUUCAGUUGUAAACACAGUAAGAAUGCAAUAAAUCAGCAAUAAAAGAAGCUCACGGAGGCGAGGCCCUUCAAA
This is a messenger RNA of Doryrhamphus excisus (bluestripe pipefish), 2887 nucleotides long. Lineage: Eukaryota; Metazoa; Chordata; Actinopteri; Syngnathiformes; Syngnathidae. The record is from RefSeq and is a predicted model, not a curated record.